CAUUCGAGGGGGAGUGUAGAGAGAGAAACAGAUGUGGUUUCUAGAGAGAGAAAUCGAGUAGUUCGGAUCCAGGAAGAGAACGCGCGCUCCUCCUUCUCUCGUACUCUCAAACCCUAAACAUUUUUCCUUAUUUUUUUCUCCUUCUUUUUUUUGAAAAAAAAAAUAGAGUUUCUGUAUUAUUGUUAUUAUUAUUUUUAUUUCAGAUCUUUAGAUUUUCUUCUUCGUUUUGGGGGGAUUUUCUUUCGUUUUAAAUCUGUAUGGAUCUGUUUAUAUGUGUGAAGUUUCACUCUUCCUAAGUUAAUUGAGCUAGGGUUUUCAUUUUAUUUUGUCAGUCGUGAUUAUCGGUACCCUGACUUGGGAUGGAUGUUGUCUAAUUCUAGGGUUUUUGAAGUUUGGAAUGUCUAGGGUUCUGUGGGGUUGAUUUGGAGAAAUUAGGGUUUUAAUCCCGAUUGGUGAUUACAUGUAUGGCUUCUGGGGCUAUAGGGGAUUCUAGCAAUGAGUUGAAUUGGAGAGGGAGGUGUCGAUGGACUGAAAAUAGCAAAGUUUAUACGCGAAAACUCCACAAGAAAGUCCAAAAUACUAGCAAUAAUACCGAUACUGCCCUCUCCUCCACCGUUGCCUCCGCCGCCACCACCGAGGUUUCCACCGCCCCCACCUCCAAGGACCCCAAUGACUCCGCCUCUGCAUCCCCUCCGCCCACCACUCCUGCGAGUCAUUCUGUGACAACUGCUUCCCCCAGGAAUGCAGGGGAUAAUGCUGCGCAAGAGUCUCAGGAAGCCAUAGUGACCAAGGAUGCGGUCUCUUUUCAGCAAAGGGUGCCAGAGCAAUCACCAACACUAGAACGGAGUCCUUCACAUAGUUCAGCAAACAAAAAUGUUGAUUACUCCCUCCAGCAGCCACAGCUGGGAGACCAUCAAGAGCAUAUGCCCUCACUUUCAGAGGAUAAUUAUUCUGCUGAGCAUGGAGUGCAAGAAGGCAGUGGCAGUCAAAAUGUUGAGCUGCACAAUCAUGAAGAUUUGCUGCCGCCUCGGAGCAGUGAGACCCUGAAUUUGAAGAGACCAUCCCCCCUUCCAGGUCCAAAUGAGACACUGCAGGCAGGUGGUGAUGGUCCACAGUGUUUGAGGGAGUCGUCACCUUUGAUCAGUGAGAAUGUUCUGCCAAAUGUCAGAGAAGUUGCAGCACCGCACUUUCCUGUUGGGGAAGUGUUGCAAAAUGAUGAAGAAAUGAUGCCAUCGCCACCUCAAGUACCCAGUGGCAAUGGGCCAGCAAUUGUCAAUGGAGUUAACGAGCCCCUGGUCUUUUCUAAGGUUGAUGAUAAGGUCAAAUUUAAGUUAGCUAAAGCAACACUGAAGGAUGAGGUUAAGGAGCUUAGGAACAAACUGGAGUGCGAGCUUGAUCAGGUUAGGAGGUUAGCUAAACAGCUCGAAGCCAAGGAGCUUCAGCUUGCUUCUUUUAAUACUCAGAUUAGCAAUAGUAAUCUUAGUAAUACUAGUAAUUAUAUUGGUGUUGAGUCUGUUGACGGUGGUGAUAUUGGUGGGCAUAGCUAUCCUCAGCCUGAGCAUUCCCGAAAUGACCUUGUAGACAGGAGAGUUUUGUUGAGACUUAGCUCGGAGGGUGGUGUGACGGGGCACCCCGAAGUUAGAUCUAUGGGAUUGGCGAGAGUAAACUCUGAUGUGGGUACAACACGAAAUCUAGAACCGAGGCCAUAUAGUAGGCAGCUCAGUGUUGCAGUAAUGGAAAACAAUCGCAGGGCUGGAGAAUUUGUUGAGAAGGAGAAACGAACUCCAAAGGCGAAUCAGUAUUACCGAAAUUCAGAGUUCCUGCUGGGGAAGGACAGACUGCCUUCUGAAAGCAUCAAGCGGUUGAAGACAAAUAAUGGGAGGAAACAUAGUGGAGAAACAGAACAUGCCUUUCGGUUGGGUUUUGGGUUUGAGAAGAGCCGGAAUCAGGUGUUUAAGAGCUGUAGCAGCUUACUGCAGAGGUUGAUGAAGCACAAGCAUGGUUGGGUGUUUAAUGAGCCAGUGGACGCCAAGGCCCUGGGGUUGGUUGAUUACCAUGAUAUCAUUAAGCACCCCAUGGAUUUGGGCACAAUUAAGACUAGACUAUCACAAAAUUGGUACAAGUCACCGAGGGAGUUUGCAGAGGAUGUAAGACUUGUUUUUCGAAAUGCCAUGACUUAUAAUCCUAAAGGGCAGGAUGUCCACAUUAUGGCUGAACAAUUAUCACAGAUUUUUGAAGAGAGGUGGGCUAUUAUAGAGACCGAGUAUAAUCCUUAUUGGAAGUACCAAAUGUAUCAGGAUGCAGGUUUGCCCACUCCCACUUCCAGAAAGGGUCUCCCUCAGUCUCAUUUUGCCCCUGCUUCUGUCCCAGCCUUAGCUCCUGCUCCUGUUCGUGGAUCGGCCCCUGCUGCAGUGCAAGACCGUGCUCAUGCGCCCACUUCUACUGCUCCUAUUCAUCUGCAUGCUCCUGCUGCUCUCCAGAUGAGGACAUCGGAUAGGCCAGAAACAUUGACAACACCUAUGGCUGUUGAUCCCAAAAUUCAACGAACUCAUGUUGGCAGGACACCCCUUCCAAAGAAACCAAAAGCGAAGGAUCCCAAUAAAAGGGACAUGACUUAUGAGGAGAAGCAAAGACUUAGCACAAAUCUUCAGAGCUUGCCUUCUGAAAAACUUGAUGCUAUUGUUCAGAUCAUUAAGAAGAGGAAUACCGCGCUUUCUCAACAUGAUGAUGAGAUCGAGGUGGACAUUGACAAUGUUGAUGCAGAAACGCUCUGGGAACUUGAUCGUUUUGUGACUAAUUACAAAAAGAGCUUAAGCAAGAACAAAAGAAAAGCUGAACUCGCGCUUCAAGCUAGAUUGGUAGCUAAUCAGACAGCUGCUCCAACGAACAAAAUGACAGCAGUAGCUGAUGUCCGCAGUGAAGGUGGAACAGUUCUCGAGGAAAGCACGGCACCUCCUGCUGUUGAAGGUGAAAACAAGGGGUAUACUAGAAGUAGGUCCAGCAGUUCAAGCAGUUCCAGCAGUGAUUCGGGAUCUUCAUCAAGUGAUUCCGAUAGCGAUAGUUCCUCUGGAGAUGGAUCAGAUGCGGGGCAUUCACCUGGGACAUGAAUUAUAUUAAGGACAAAAGGCCAUGACGCACCGAGGUGUUCUUGAUGAAUAUUUUGAUACUGAUUCUGCCUGCAAAUGCCUGUACAUGGACCUUUCAGAGAUGUUGCAUGGUCAGAUGCGAAAUGCAAGGCCUCUUCAAUCUUUUAGGUGUACAACUCAGGACUCUCAUUCUUACCAUCAUUUGAACGUGUAGUAUUUAAGGAGGUUUCUGUUAUUAGAAAAAAUGUAUUUUUGAUUGGUUAUGAUGGUGAUGGGGGAAUGUAGUUGCUGUAAAUUUUCAUGAUUGCUACCGAUUUCUAGUUAUAAAAGCUUUCGUUAGGAUAUUUUUAAACUUUAUUUGACUAGUGAAUGUAGGUAUUCAGUUCAUUGGGGCCGAGAUUGAAUGGGCAAGCAUACUUGACUAA
This is a messenger RNA of Sesamum indicum (sesame), 3511 nucleotides long. RefSeq lists its product as uncharacterized. NCBI's taxonomy places the organism in Eukaryota, Viridiplantae, Streptophyta, Magnoliopsida, Lamiales, Pedaliaceae. The record is from RefSeq and is a predicted model, not a curated record. Gene Ontology annotation, molecular function: protein binding.